GCUAUGUAUAGGAUGAUUGAGAGAAGCUCUUCGAGAUGGGUGUCGUCGUCGAUCAAGAAUCCUCUCUCGACAUGGUUUCCUCUCACCCCGAUCGAUAUCCACAUGCCACUAAUUCACAGCCCUCUGGUCCUCGCAUUCUCCUCCCCGGUUCCUGAAGGAUUUGUGGCCGAUUUGGAGCGCGCGAUCCAGCAGGUGCUGUGCCACUACAGAGAUUUAGCUGGGCGGAUCCGGAGGAACGAGUCCGGGAAGCUUGGGAUCUAUCUCAACGACCAGGACGAGGACUGCGGCGUCCUCUGGAUUGAGGCUUCCACCCAGGAAACGCUUCAGGGUUUUUCGGAUCAGGAUCUCGCAAAGCUCCACGAGCUGACGCCAAUGGCUUCGCAGGAUCCCGUGAACAUGGGAAUCCCUCUUCUACUCCAGAUCACUCGAUUCGGUUGCGGUGGGAUCGCACUGGGUUUUGGAGUCAACCAUCGUGUCGUCGAUUGCAACGCGCUCCCGGAAUUUCUCCUCGACCUCGCAAAGUUGACCAGGGGGGAGCGGUCAAUCGAGGAACUCCUGUCCGGGCAGCCCAUUGACCGCUCCUGCAUGAUGCCCCGCCGCCCUCCACGCCCUAGCUUUGACCACUCUGACUACACCACCAACAUCAUCACAAUGCUUUCCAGCGACGAGGCCAAGUCGAUCGUCACCCGCACGAUCCACUUCACCAGAGAGCGUCUCGCGCUCCUCAAGUCCGAGUGUAACAAAGGUCGCUCCAAUCAACCCUUCUCCACGUACGUCUCCCUGUCUGCAUACCUCUGGAAGUCAAUCACCGCCGCCCGGGAAGUCAACGUCCAGUCCAAGACGAUAAUACUGUGCCCGGUCAACGGCCGCCGUGGGCUCGCGCUCCCGGCUCACUUCUUCGGCAAUGCGGUGUUUAGGCGGUGCGCAUGCGCCACGGUUUGCGAUAUCCUUGCCAUGCCCUUGGGUGACUUGGCCUCGCUGAUUGCCGCAGGCUUAGAGUCUUUAUCGCAGGAGGAUUAUUUGCGAUCGGUUGUGGAUUUCCUUGCAUUGAAGCAACAACACGAGGACCAGCAGCGUAGUUCUCCCCAGGCGGAAGAGAUUCCCCGCUUUUCUUUCGAUCCAAACUUGAUCAUCACUAGCUGGGCUCGACUGCCCUUCUACGAGCUCGACUUUGGAUUCGGUCGUCCGGUUCUUGCCACCCCCACGGAGGGCCCUUGCGAAGGUUACGUGCGAGUGGUGCCAUCUAGCAAUGGUGACGGAGGUCUAGCAGUAGUGCCCACUCUAAGAAACGCUCAUAUGGACAAGCUUGUCUACUCCAUUUUCAAUGACAACAAAGAUGGUUAACACUUUCCAUUGAUCAGCAA
This is a messenger RNA of Selaginella moellendorffii, 1364 nucleotides long. RefSeq names its product hydroxycinnamoyltransferase 1. Lineage: Eukaryota; Viridiplantae; Streptophyta; Lycopodiopsida; Selaginellales; Selaginellaceae. Bases 4 to 1344 code for a protein of 446 amino acids. Gene Ontology annotation, molecular function: acyltransferase activity, transferring groups other than amino-acyl groups. The transcript is spliced from 2 exons. The record is from RefSeq and is a predicted model, not a curated record.